AGGAGAAAUAGCAAUGUCAAACAGCCUGAUAGUCCCCAUUGUUCUAUGGGGCAGUACACCCCCAACCCACCGUGUAUCAGCUGUCACGUUUACCCCGGACUUCCAAAAUAUUGUAACAGGAUGCAGAGAUGGCCAAUUGUGUGUGUGGGAUGUGAUAGAUGGCAACAUUGCACCAAAGUUGAUGAUAUUUGGACAUUCUAGUAGCGUUGUAAGUGUCACUACUGUAAAGAAUGACUUCUUAAUGAAAGAAGAGAGCAAAACUCAUUUUGUGAGCGCUUCACAAAAGGGAGAGGUUUGUCUGUGGGAUAUAACAGAUGGAAGGUGCUUGGAGCAAAAUAAACUGUUGGGCACGCCUACCUGCAUUCUGGGCCAAAACUUUGUAAUAAACAAUGAACCAAAGCGGUGUGUAUUGUGCUAUGGUCAGUUUGCGGAGAUUUUAAUUUUAAGUGCGUCAACUUUAAGUACUCUGCUGAGUUUAAAUUCUCGGAUAUACCCUGACUGGAUCGCAUGCGCUUGUGUGGCACCUGUACAGGCUGUUGGUGAGGAGUGUAAUGUUAUAGGACUUACAGUCAGUGGCAUGAUAAAGGUGUGGCGACUACCAUCAAGCUCCUCAGCUAAUGUUUUAUACGAAGAAGAGUCACGACAAGUAAACUACACUAAUUCAAUAUCAGUAAAAAUUUCCCAAGGUGACUCAAAAGUGAUGCUUAUAAUCUGCACACAUGCGUGGCAGGUAUGUGAUUAUGGAGAUUGUUCACUUCUAUGCUACACUGCAAGUGUACCAGGUCAACCUUGGAGUGGUGGGGACUUUGUGUCAGAUAACAGUGUAGCAGUAUGGUCCAAAAACGGAGUUGUUCAUAUAUACCAACUGCCAUUUUCUAUCGGCCAGCAGGAGUCCUACCGCUCAAGUUUAAAGCAAAAGCAAAAUCUUAUACCAAAAUCAAUUCGUACUUUUAAUAUUUUUAGUUCAGAGCAACACACACUGCCACCCAUAAUAAAACUUUAUUGCAACAAAGAUACAAAUAAACUGCACUUUGUAACUGGCGGGUAUGAUGCCUCAGUUGCAGUAAAUCAAGUGAGCAUUACUUUAGAAAGUGAGGUUUCAAAUACCUAUUCAAACUUUAAAAAGCUAUGGGAAAGCUUAGACUCAAAACCACCUGGUAUUAUUGAUCAACUUAGUCAUGACCCCAAAGAACCAUGCAACGUGACUGCUAGUUUAUUUAUUGCGCAAUAUUGUUACCUGUGCUGCGGAAGAGAAGACGGCUCAAUCGUUAUUGUCCCAGCUGCAAAAACCUGUAAAUCUAACUUACUGCAAGAUGAGUUUUCAAGCCGUAAGGGUUGGCCUCCACAUAGAACUCUGCGUGGACACAGAGACAGAGUUACUUGCUUGCUAUACCCUUACCAAGAAGCAUCGAAUCGCUACUCACCUGAGGUCUUGGUUUCUGGUAGUGCAGAUUUCUCUGUUGUAGUGUGGGACAUUAUGGCUGGCACAUUGCUGCAUUCGUUCCACACACACGGUGGGGAAGUAUAUCAACUCUUAGUUCCACCUGACACCUGUAACCAGCGCAUUAAACAAUCUAUAUGUUCAGUAGGAAUUGAUCAUUCAGUAGCAUUGUUGAACCUACGAGAUCGGAAAUGUAUUCUGCUCGCCUCAAGACACCCCUCCCCUAUUGUAGCGAUCAGGUGGCGUCCGGAAGAGGAUUUUUUGAUCAUUGCUUGUUCCGACUGCUCAGUCUUUGUUUGGCAAAUGGAGACUGGUCACUUGGAUCGUUUUGAGCAGGGAGAGGUAGCAGCAAACAUCCUCGCUGCUUGUGAUGAGCAAGAAAUUGGUGAUACCACCAAACCACAACACUCUGUCAACAUAUCCCAAGCUCUGAAGCAUCGGAAUAUAAAUGCAUUUAAAGCUCUUGCCCAGCAAGGUUUGAAGUCGAUAAUGGAUGGUUUGGAUGACCAGGAUAAAUCAGAUGCAGAUACAGAAGCGCGGCUUCAUCUAUCCAACAGUACGCACAAAGCAAUGCUUGUCUCGUCACUACGUGCUAGCUCUGCCAACGACACUGACUCGCAUAUUGUAUUUUUCAACACUGAAGCUCUUAUCGCAAAACUCUUGCUCGAGCAUUCUGCGAAAGCAGUUAAGAAGAGCAGGAUCACAGAGAGGAGUCGGAAUCCUGCAUCUGCUGGGAAGAACAUGAUCAAUAACUUGAUUAAACAAGUGAAAAAUCAACUUUUGGAUGAUGGAAGUGACCUAUCUUCUUCUGAAGCCAAUGAGGUGCAAGCACCAAGCAGAAAGGGGAAGAAGUCUCCAUCUCUUCUUCAGCUCGACUCUGCCAUUGACAUCGCUCAAAUCAUAGUCUCGUGUUUACAUGCAUGGGGUAUGGACCCAGGUAUUGAUGAUCUUUGUAUAGAGAGACUUGGACUUCUUCUCCCAAAAACAUCAAUCUGCUUUGGAUUGCUCUCACAUGGAGGACAUAUGGCUCUGAUGAUGCCACGUAAAAUAACAGGAACACUUCAAGAAAACGAAAAUGGUAAAUACCACUGGGGCAUUUCAAGCUCCCUUACCACCCAACACUUGACUGCAGUUAUUUCACUCGCAAACACAAUGAUGGAACUUCCAAAUGCUUCGUUUAAGUCAAAGAUGAAGAGAGCAGCACAUGAGACGACUGACUCCACUUCAGAUGACGUCUCAAGACACAGAUUAGAUUCUGUUGAGCAGUCCCAGGUGAAACAGAGUUGGUCCCUUCUUGCCACCCUACACUGUGUGUUGCUACCUGAACACAUGGAAGGAGAAUUCUACAAACCUCCUAAACUAGAAUUUCUUGCAAGGCGAUGGCAGGACAGGUGUCUGGAGCUAAGGGAAGCAGCUCAAGCUCUGAUGCUCGCUGAGCUUCGUCAGAUGGGAGCAAGUGGUCGGAGGAAAGUGGUUGAGGUAUGGUCUCACCACAUCCCAGAUUACGUGGAGCAACAGCCUCAUCCUGUUGAGAUGGAUCAUCCUACUUCUCCCGCAUCCUCUAAUAUGAUCCCAGAUGAGGUUGGGGAUCGUUCAAGUCUCCAUAGUGAAGAUCUCAUCAGUGCUCCAUCACAUCAUACAAGACACAACACAACGAAACUAUCAUAUGAGGUUAGAAGAAGGCAUGCAACUGCUAUCGUUAUUCUUGGUGUCAUUGGUGCCGAGUUUGGACAAGAAAUUGAACCACGGCGUAAAGUGCGAAGUAACUCUGAUAUCCCUGAAGGCUUUGGCCUGUGUGACUACUCUCUUGCUCGCCAUACUUGCAAGGCACUUGUCUACCUUCUGCUACAACCCCCAUCCUCCAAACUACCAGCUCAUAUACCCAUACGUCGAGCUGCCAUUGAUCUCCUGGGCCGCGGGUUCACCGUCUGGGAGCCAUACAUGGAGGUAUCAGCCGUCCUUCUGGGUUUGCUGGAACUUUGUGAAACAUACACUCGCCACAUUGCGAGCAUUCAAAGCGGGCUUCCACUCAACCCAGACGCAGAUUCGUGCAGGUCGGCCCACCAUUCCCUAUCCCUGAUAGCCACGGCUCGACCUCUAACGUUCAUUACCACCAUAGCAAGAGAGGUAGCUCGGCACAAUGCUGCAGCUGCUAACCCGCAGCACCAAGCACUCCUCGCCAGCUCUGUGCUCGUGCGAGCGAAGCCAGAAGUCCUUAGAAUCAUUGAGCUCCUCGCUGACAAGAUGAUAAGCGAUGUAAACAACGUUCUUGUUGAAGUAGUGGACAUUGUCCUUUUCUGUAUCGACAUAUCUGGGCUUCGAAACUCCUUUGGUCUUUUAGAAGCCGUUCCUGCUCUGGCUAAAUUCCACACUAUCUCAUACGACCCCCGUUCUAAGAGAAUCGCGGUGGCGGCCGGCAACGGAGCGAUCGUUCUGUACGACAUUCGAACCUGCAAGCAUCAGAUCGUGCCGAGAUCCGGCGGUCGAAUCACGGCGCUUUGUUUCUCGCCAGAAGGAAAGUACUUGUGCGUUUACAGUGCUGAUGAAAACCAACUGAGUUUUUGGAUAACUGCUACCAGCUUAUUCGGCAUGCUGCAGUCGCAGGUCAAAUGCAUUAAGACACUCAGUCCACUCAAAAUGCAUAACAGCAGUGCGCAGACGAACGGAGGGAUGUCCCAUUCCAGAUUAAACCUGUCGAAACUGGUUUGGGUGAGCAACCGAGUGGUCGUGCUUCUCACUUCUGAGGGAAGUGAACACCGUUUUCACAUUUGAGUGGCUGAUUCCGCUGGGUGGCGCAAGGGAGCACGAAGUGUGAAAUUUCGUUAAAGCAAAGAUAAAUCUCGUAUGGACGGUUUAUCGUUCUUGCGUGAACGUCACACGUGAUAUUUCGUGACACGAUCAUAUGAUAGUUACAUUACAGGCAUCACGAUGUGUUUUACUGCUUGUGAUUUUCGUCUCAAAUACUUUGUGCAAUAUUUUGUUGUAUGUGUUCGUGCUAUUAAUUUAUUGGGAACAAUCUAUUCAAUCGCAAGCUGUGUGUUUCUCGUAAUACAAAACAUACAUAAGGCUUA
Messenger RNA from Ciona intestinalis (vase tunicate), 4512 nucleotides. RefSeq names its product WD repeat-containing protein 7. NCBI's taxonomy places the organism in Eukaryota, Metazoa, Chordata, Ascidiacea, Phlebobranchia, Cionidae. Gene Ontology annotation, molecular function: protein binding. The record is from RefSeq and is a predicted model, not a curated record. Gene Ontology annotation, cellular component: cytoplasm.